Messenger RNA from Salmo salar (Atlantic salmon), 6810 nucleotides. The record is from RefSeq and is a predicted model, not a curated record. NCBI's taxonomy places the organism in Eukaryota, Metazoa, Chordata, Actinopteri, Salmoniformes, Salmonidae.
GAGUAGAGUUUGCCCAGUAAAUUACAGCGCCUCGCCAUACAAGAUGAAAGCCAUAUUUGGUCGUGGAAGUAGGUGUGGCGAACAGCCUGGAGGGGGUCACAAGACAAGCUGAAAGAGAACGUUUGAGGGAGCGUUCCACAUCGAGAGGAAAAAAGGCCGCAUAUGACAGCGGUGUGUGGUGUGCAUGUGGGCUAUUUGUGCAAUCCUAACGCAAUAAUGUCCACCUUUUUGCAGAUCAGUGCCCUAUUUCGGACUGGAUAGCACUUCUUUUCUAACGAUAUCGAUCUACCUCUUUCUUUGACUUGGAAAUAUAAUAGUGAGCUCAGCAUAGAAUGACUCAACGCUAGAGAUGUAUGCUGACGUCUCGGUUCGGUUGUACUGCUGGGCGCAUGGAUCUGGGGAUAGUUGCUGCACUGGGUGGUGGUGGGUGAUUGUUGGGGCAUCGCAGAAACAUGACAAGCACGGGUGUCUCCCAUAAAUGAAUGAGGCCAGUGGACAUCCAGACAUCUCUAUCAUCACCAGCAACCUCUCAAUACACCAGGAAGAGGAGUUAAAGGGAAGAAGAUUGGGUUUUGUCCAACUCCCUGGCUGUUGGUUGCACAUGUGGUUUGAUGAUUUCUAUUCAAAUAUGCAACACCCUCUCCUAGGGUGUGCUCUGUAAACAUUAUAUUCCUUUUGUCUUCAGAUUGGGCCAGUUAAAGGGGACAUUGGUUGGUGGUUUGUGUGGCUGGGGGACUGUUAUGCACCUAGUACCCCAUAGCCCACCUCAACCUCGCCCCGUUAUUCAUGCUAGCCAUGAGUUUACCACCCCAGCAGAAACCCAACAGUAAGAGAACAGGCAAGCGCAUCUCAUUUUUCAACGACCAAGGAGUGGCGAUGAAGGAGACGUCCUCUCAGCAGCAUCCAGAAGGUUCUUACUACGCCCUUGGUGCCCCAGCCUCAGGGCCUGGUCCUGGGCAGAGUGAGGCUGCAGGCACCGUCACCUCCACAACCUCCAACCCAGAGGCCGCCCAUACUGGUAUGUACCUCAACUCAGUGAUAUUCAGCCCAGAGAAAGGAGACCAGAGUCGGGGACAUUACCAACAGACUGUACCCAUGAAGUGGGUUCACCAGGACCCAGCAGCCCAACCGCAGCCUCCACAAAGAACUGGGAACUGGACACAGGGUGUCACUAUGGCUAACUGGGGGCAGAACUUUGCUCCGUACCUAGGGGGUGUCGGUGACUCACGUUCCCAGGUCCAAAAUGCCUUUGUCAAGCAGCAGAUCCGUGAGGGGCCUUCACCCCUGCAGCCACAGCAGCCCCAGCCCCCUAGUAGGGCUGCAGAGAAGCAGCCGCCCCAGCAGCAGCAGGUGGUUAACCCGAACCCUCUCCCUGCUGGAGGAGAGGCCUACAGAGACAUUAGGGAUGAGGCCAAGGCUCACAGUCUAGAGUGGGAGCAGCAACAGCAGCAUCAUACCUCCCAACAGCAGUCCCAGGCGUUCCCACAGACCCUAAAACCUGGUGCUCUAAACGCCCAGCAGCACAGCACAUCCAACCCUGGGGGCAGCUCCGUGCUUCAGCCCUUCCAGCUAGCCUUCGGCCAGCCCAAGCAGCACCUAACGGCUGGCUACUACCAGGUGUUUCAGGGGGGCAACAGGACUUUACCCAAUCUGAACUACACACAACAACCCCAACAGCAUCCCCAGCCCCAACAGCAUCCCAAACAGCAUCCCCAACCCCAACAGCAUCCCCAACCCCAACAGCAUCCCCAACAGCAUCCCCAACCCCAACAGCAUCCCCAACCCCAACAGCAUCCACAGCUCCAGCAGCAGCUGCAACAGCAUGAGCAGCAGAAAAUACAACGUCAACAGCAACAAAUAUUACAGCAACAACAACAAAUUCAACAAAAACACCAUCAGAUGCAGCAGCAAAUGGUUCAGCAGCAACAGCAGAAAAUACAACAGCAGAAAAUACAACAGCAGAAAAUACAACAGCAGAAAAUACAACAGCAACAAAUACAACAGCAACGAAUACAACAACGACGCCAAAUACAACAACAGCAAUUGCAGCCACAACCACAACAUGUACUAGAAUAUUACCCCAGCAACCAGAACCCACCUACCCACCCACAUCCUCUCUCCCAGCCGCCCGUGUUGGUGCACUCCCAGGAGACCAUUCCUCCACCAACCCCCCCAGACCUCAAGGAGACGUCCCCAGACUCUCCACACAUUCCCCCCCCCACAGACCCCCAGUUCCCCCCCACAGAGACGCAGCUCCAAGCUCCCCAGCUCCAGCUGCAGCCUCGACGGUCCAGGAGACUCUCCAAGGAAGGUGGACCACCACCAGUUGACAACCCUUUCGUAAUCCCAUCUGAUGGGGCCCAGAACGGGGCCUCUGAAGGGCCAGGUGGAGCCCCCAAGGUGGAAGAGGUCCACGCUGCCCAGUUGGCCCCUACAGGGGUCAUUCAGAGCACAUGCAGGAAACUAAGGGUUUCCCAGGAGGUUAACCUGGUGACACUGGCCCAGAAAGCCUCAGAGAUGGAGUCACUACCGCCACACGUCGUCAAGGAGCAGCCCCACAGGCCCUGGAGCCCCCAAAGACCAGCGCCACGGCGAGGGACCAUGGAUAGAGAUUCAGGAGGCCACAGCGCCAAGCGGCCUCGUGAUGAGAGCAUGAUGCCCCUGGUCAUCCCUGUGUCAGUCCCCGUACGGAGGCCAGACCCCCUCUCAUCCUCAUCCUCCCCAGACAGGGAGCAUUCUAUCCUGGGCACAGGCUGGCCACAGCGCCCCACGCUCCAGGACAUGACCAGCAUGGACCGCAAACCCUCCGUCAUCGUCACCCGCCGACGAUCACUCAGGAACUCUCUAACGGACAGCUCAGGACAGAACGGCGGAACCCAGGGAGGGAAGGACGACGACGACGACGGCAAAAAGUCCAAACGGCGUCCCCGGCCCGAACCUCUCUUCAUCCCUCCUCCCAAACCUGGCACCUUCAUCGCCCCUCCUGUCUACUCCAGCAUCACUCCCUACCAGAGCCACCUCCGCUCCCCUGUCCGGCUGAUUGACAACCCCCUGACCAUGCCCCCCUACACCCCCCCGCCCAUCCUCAGCCCUGUGAGAGGGGGAUCAGGUCUCUACUUCUCUACCUUCCUCUCCUCUGCUGCAGCUGCGGUCUCCAGCCAGGGUCUGCCUCCACCCAUAACACCCAAAUCAGCCACACGCAGCCUGCUGAGAUCCAACAGCGUUGACAUAACCCCACCAGUCCUCUCUGCAAUCGGCGAGGCCACUCCAGUCAGUAUAGAACCGCGUAUAAACAUCGGCGUCCGGUACCAGGCAGAGGUUCCAGAGCUGAGGCAGCGUUCAGCGGCCAAACACGACCAUCACAAGGCUGAGCUGGUCUGGGCUCCUCUCCACGACCUGGAGGCUAAACCUGGACACCAUGAGAGAGUGGAUGACCUCAUGCACCUGUCAUGCUCCAGCGCUCUGCACGGAGGAGGGACCAAUCAGGAGCUGGUGCUGCACUGCCUGUACGAGUGCAAGGGUGACAUCAUGGGAGCGUUGGCCUUCCUGCUGUUGAAAAACCCCGUCUUCCCUAAGGACCACCGUCUAGGAGACUACCACUACUCAGGGUCAGACAGCUGGACCUCAGUAGAGAGACGUUACUUUAACAAAGGGAUCGCUGCCUAUAAGAAAGACUUCUUCAUGGUCCAGAAACUGGUGAGCACGAAGACAGUGGCUCAGUGUGUGGAGUUCUACUACACCUGUAAGAAACAGGUAAAGAUCGGUCGGAACGGCGCUCUGAUCUACGGAGACACGGAGCCACCUGAGAGCAGGAACACUGAUGAGGAGCUGGACCUCAAAUGCUCUCAGAGAUUAGAAUCUCGGAAGGAAUACGAAGAUAACAGGAAGUGGGAGGUGUCAGCUGACAGGAAGCAGUGGGGCUCCAGUCCAAGCAGGAUGACACAGAAGGCUGGAGCAGUCCUGGUGUUGAAGAGUCAGGAGGGCUUGAGGAGAGACCAGACGUCGUCCCGUGUCAGUCUCCCUCCUCAGCUCCCUUCCAGUGCCUCCUCGAAACCACGACCAGCCCCCAAGACCGGGGUAAUAUCAGGGACAAAGGGCCCUGCGGGACCAGAGGGAGAGUUCCCCUGCAAGAAGUGUGACAGGAUCUUCUACAAGGUGAAGAGCCGCAGUGCCCACAUGAAGAGCCACGCGGAGCAGGAGAAGAAGGCCGCGGCGCUGAGGCAGAAGGAGGCGGAGGAGAGGGCAGAGGCCCAGGCAGCAGCGGAAGCUGCAGCGUUACUGGCCGCGCGGCAGAACGGGGCACGGGAGGGGAACGCAGCCGGUGGAGACAGCGCUGACGAUGACUCAUCUGAUGAAGAUGAUGAUGUCGAGGAAGAUGAGGACUGGCACUGAGACCAUGAAGAUAGAAAGGGAGCCCACAACAUAUUGUGUCGUUAUGGCAAGUGCACCCUCUAGUUAUCUCUAUGGCUAAGACGGCCGGCCGGACAGACAGACAAGACAGACUGACUGCUCCUCUACUGGCAGGGUGAGGGGAACAUAACAGAAGUACGAGGCCUCCGCUGCUCCUAGCGCUCUAGGGACAUUUUACGCCCUCUUGUGACACCUGCUUCAGCAGCAUUUGUCUUGAAACAAACUUAUUUUCCAUUGUUUCGUGGAACAGGAUCUCCUAUCUUGACACUUUCAGGGACAGGUUCUCUCCAGCGUUUUCUCCCUCUUCCCUUUAACCUGCUUGUGAUGCGUUCAGGGUUUACCUCUCUCUGACACGCCCACGGCUAUACAGUAGGGUAUGAAAGCCAUGCCAUCUCUCUCUCUCUACCGCCAUGACUUUUUCUUUCUCCUCCUGUCUGCCAUCCACCCCUGGCUUCUUCCUGUUCCUGUUAGCACUUUCAGCCAGUCACAGCACAGCACACAGACUCAUCAGGUGGGAACUCAUAGCCACGCCCCCAGCCGUGUAGGCUUUAAAAACAAGAACACUGUGUGAUGCUUGGCAACGCAAGACUACAUGAACCACAAUGCAACCCGGCUUGGCCACAGCCCUCCGCUCUCUCUGCAGUUCGAUAUGUUGUUAUGAAUAGAAGGAGAUAAAAUGAGUGAUUGGGACAAUGCAAUAUUGAAGUGGAAAGGACUUCUAGAUAGACUGAUGUGGUGGUAACACUACCUGUGUGGAGACAUGCCUACAUGUGGAGGAACAAUCUGUUUAGAGAACACUGCAUUGUAUGCGUUUCAUAGUCUUUCCUGUUUGGGACUUUUUCCACUCAAGACUGCCAAAAGCUUGUACAGAUGCGUCGGUCCUCAGUUCACCAAACUGGUUUCUUUCUUAGUUUUAAGUGCUGUUCUUUUGGGUUUUAGUUUUGUGAAUCCCUACCUUGUCACUUUUUUUUUUAAUAGAUUUGGUAUUGCUCCUCACUGUCGAUGCCUUGGAUGUUUUAAACACGUUUUAUCUUCGAAUGAAUGACAAUUCAUUUUACAAAGGUUACUUUUUGAUAUUCAACAAAUUACUGUUGCUUUUUGUUGUUGUUGCUUAUUAUAUCAAAUGGUCAUUGUUGUUUCUGUUAAUUUGAUCAUUGUUAUUAAUAAUGUCACUGUUCUGUUCUCUCGUGUGUUAUUAUAUUGUUUUUGCGGCAGGUUGCUUUGGAGCUCUCUUUCUCAUUUGACCACAGUAUAGGGUUAUUUAUGACAUUGCUUUUGUUGUCUGUUUUGAACUGUGAGGUUUGAGAAUGAGAUCUCCAGAAAAAGAAGUCGGAGAAGAAAAGAGGUGAAACAAAAAAUGUAAUUGUGCAAUAGAACAACAAUGUGAUCCCAGAAUGCCUCUCUUUGUGCCCUCUCCAAAUUGUUCCUUCUUAGUAGCUUUAUAGGUAGUUAACCCUCUGUUAACCAUAUCAUUACACCAGGAGGAAAGAGAGGGGGGGGGGGGAACAUGAUGUUGAAUUGAAUGGGAAGGUCCGCUCUGGUCAUUCUAUUUCUAUGGAGACAACUCCUAUUGUCUGGCCUAUUAAAAAAAAGGGCUUCCCAUAACAGUUCUGUCUCUAUCGAUCUAUGUCGACAUAUCUCUUUCCGCCAAGCACUAUAUCUCAUAUCUCUGUUCCCUCUGCCAAGCGGCCAGACCAGGCUCGAUCUGUCGCCAUGGCAACAAAUGAGCAGGCAGAACAUUUUCUUGUUAAGUAGAGUGGGGAGCAGAGAGUAGCUGCUCCAAUUACCUUACUAGGUUAAACCUACCUGCGUACUAUGCACUGUGUGUCUGUCUGCAUUCUGGGGUGUUUGUGAGUGUGUGUGUGUGUGUGGAUGGCCGCUUGCAAAUGUGCUUCUUUUUGGUCAAAUAUCAUUCUGAAAUUCAGCCAUUUGUGAAAAAUAGGUUUAAUCCUGACUUUUCACUUUUGUUAUCUUAAUUUAUAUCUCCUUUUUUCUUAUUUGUUUUACUUCCCCAGAGAUUGUCAUGAGGCAUUGUUUGUUUUGAACGUUUUUUUUAAUACUGUUAAACAUAAUAAAGAAUGAAAUUGAGGGCAUGCCACAAAUGCUAAGAAGCUGUAAACCUUAUUCGCUUUCAUCGAAUUAGGGAAGGGAAUAGAAAAAUGUAAAGGUUUAUUUAGCUAAUAUAUCUAUAAAUUAAAUUCUAUGAAUGCAAACAUUCGAUGCUAUUUUCAUAUGGGGUUCAUUUCACACUAAUGAUGUAAAAUGAAAUGGAUUCUCAAGUGCUUUUUACUAUGUAAUUUAUUUGUUUCAAUUAGAUUUUUACCACCUGUGUUUAAAAAAAAAAAUAUAUAUAUGGGAAAAGCACUGUUUUAUUAAAAUUGUGCAAUACUGAUGAAAUAA